This is a messenger RNA of Quercus lobata, 1100 nucleotides long. RefSeq names its product DNA-directed RNA polymerase subunit beta. The record is from RefSeq and is a predicted model, not a curated record. The transcript has 7 exons. Lineage: Eukaryota; Viridiplantae; Streptophyta; Magnoliopsida; Fagales; Fagaceae. The coding region runs from base 165 to 836 and encodes 223 amino acids.
CUGCGCCAUCAAACCUCAUCCUCGCCAUUAGUGUUAUCUCUCCAUUUCCACCAUUAUUUCAACUCCAACUAAAGAAACAGUUCCUUCUCAAAAAAAAAAGAAAACUAAAGAAACAGUAUACUUACAAAUCGAGGUGGAAAAAAAAAUAAUAAAAAAAAAAAACGAUGUCGUUGUGUUCAUCUUUAUCUCUAUCUUUAUCUUUAUCGUCUCCCAAAUCUUUCUCUUUCUUAUCGAAAACCAAACCCUUGAGCUUCAAUGGUGUCUCAGGCUCACCUGUUACAUAUCGCUUCAGAGCCUCCGCUGAUGUUCCCGAUUUUCUCUCUGCCGAUUGGCUUGAAUCUCGCAAGAAGAGACCUUUUGGCCCUAGAUUAAAUUUUAGUGCAGAAGAAGCUGUCCAGCACCAGCUUGAUGCAUUGAAGUACAAUGACCAGCCCCGUCAAGAUUAUGGAAUCGAGGUUAUGUACAGGUUUGCUGGAUUUGAUCCUUUUCAAAGGUCCACCUAUUUUGGGCCCUUCUUUGAUUUGGGACAGUUUGAACGGUUUAGGCGGAUUUUUCACCAUUCAACAUAUCGAGUUUUACUUGGUCAUAAGGAUAGAAAGAUUCUUAGCGGCUUGUUUGUGAAGGAGAACCGAUUCAAGCAGAGGGUUUGGAUACGAGGAAGUCGCCCAGGGGAAGAAGAAAUAUUCCAGAUUACCAUGGCUCAGGCAGAGAGUUGGUGGUUUGUGGGAUGGUUAUUGGCUAACAGAAAGUCUACUUCACGACGGAGAUGCUUUUGCUGGUGGUUUGGCUUAUUGAACAUGCAAUGCAGCCAUCAUAAUGUGGACCCCUGCAAAUGAAUACUGCCCUGUUGUCAAAGCAGAAAUUGUUUACCUAAACCUCAGAAUUUGUACAUAAGGAAUAGUUUGAACUAUUGUCACGUCUAUGAUGAGCUUUGAACAACCAAUGCCACCCACAUGGAACGACCAAAAUUUUUACAUAUGGAUAUAAUAUUAUGUAUAGAACAAUUUAAGCAUUUCACUAAGUAAAAAUGAAAUGAUGGAAUUUACAAGUGUAAUCUCAAGCCAGCCUCAAUAAGAAAUACACCAACUUUGCAAUGAGAA